Messenger RNA from Chenopodium quinoa (quinoa), 464 nucleotides. RefSeq names its product 40S ribosomal protein S28. The record is from RefSeq and is a predicted model, not a curated record. The coding region runs from base 1 to 198 and encodes 65 amino acids. Gene Ontology annotation, cellular component: cytosolic small ribosomal subunit; ribosome. The transcript has a single exon. NCBI's taxonomy places the organism in Eukaryota, Viridiplantae, Streptophyta, Magnoliopsida, Caryophyllales, Amaranthaceae. Gene Ontology annotation, biological process: ribosomal small subunit assembly; maturation of SSU-rRNA; translation. Gene Ontology annotation, molecular function: structural constituent of ribosome.
AUGGAGUCUCAGAUUAAGCAUGCUGUUGUUGUGAAGUGCAUGGGCCGCACAGGAUCAAGGGGGCAGGUGACCCAGGUCAGAGUUAAGUUCUUGGAUGACCAAAACCGUUUCAUCAUGAGGAACGUCAAGGGACCCGUCAGAGAGGGAGACAUUCUCACCCUCCUCGAGUCUGAGAGAGAAGCAAGAAGACUUCGUUGAAGUACUCACUCUCUUUUCUGCGGCUAUAUUUCAGUUUUGGCUUCUAAGGUCUUGGCCUUAAUUAGGUUUACUAUGUGAGAUUUUGUUUUAUGUUUAAUUGAAUCGAAAGACAGUAUUUUUGGAUUGUUCAUAUUAGUAGUAUGAAGUUUGGGCUACGACUUAGUUAUUUUUUGCAUGAAAACAUACGCAGGCAGUAAACAUUUAUCCUAAAACAGAAUGAUGUUUGUGUGGAAUGACUAGUUUGAUUUCGUUCGUGGUUGAUAUUA